AUGCCCGAUCCAGUCGUCUUAGAGCAAAAGCUCAGAGAACAUGGAUUAGACGGCGAGGACCUGCUGACCUACGAGGAUGUGUUCGGCCCAGGGUUCAUCGAAGCACUAUUCAAGGACCUUGGGGUUACCAAAAUCCCCCACAAAGCCUCGAUGAAGAAGGCCAUCAAGAUCUUUCAGGCCAACAGCCAAUCAUAUCGCCAAUGGAGAGAUGAGAAUCUCCAAAACGGUGAUGCCAACACAGCGGGACCAGGUUCUCAAGGAUUGACAGGCGCUCACAACUUGAACGAAGUCUCAGGACUGACCCCUCCCGGCGCACAGAUUCUUCAUACUUCGAACACCACACAGCAGCCAAGUGCUCAGCCUCCGCCAGUCGAGAAUGGGGUUGUCGACAAGGAUGGAGCUCCCCCAGACGAAGAGCCCGUCAAGAAGAAGAUAAAGAGAAUCGUUCCUACCCUGGUUCCACGGCCUUCACUACGACGAGGCGCCUACCUAGGUCCUCAAAGACUGGAGCGGGCUCUUGGUGCGCAGACAAUUGAACCCGGCGGUACUGAGGAUGACUCUGUGAGCUUGGUACAAGUUGGUCCCAAGUCUCCGGGCAUCAGCAUCAUUGCGGCCAGGCAGCUGCGCAGAUAUCUUCGACCUCGGAACGUCAACCUGGGCCGCGGCCGGGCGGGAGGUGCUCCAUCGACGACUGGAGCCGGCACUGCCAAUCUCGAGUCCGAUGUGGUUCUGCCCGCCUUUGGAGACUCCGAUGAUGACUAUGACACAGAGACUUGGGCAGAGAUCGAGGCCGAAGAGGCAGACCGCAAGAAGCUUGAGGCGAAGCAGCUGAAGGAUGGGAAGAAGCGCCCCAUCGAGAAAGGCAAAGUCGAUCUAGCCAUCAAGAGGGCCAUUGAACAUCUGGAAAAUUCUUGGAAGUCUGAUAAGCUCCCCAAACUGCGCGAGAGGGCCAAUCGAUUAUGGCACACUGGACGGAAGAAAGCUGUCCGUCAGCAGAUCAUCCUUGGGGCACGCAAGUCCUCCAGGGAGCUUCAAGCCCGGAUGAACAAGUGCUGUGACACAAUUCGAGAGCUCGAUUGGGCCACGGAAGAGGAGGUGUACAAGGUUGCAACUGGCUCACUUGAGCAGACUGUGCAUGACAAGAUGGAUUGUUCGUGGACUGUCAGCGUUCUCAACAGCCCUUCUGAACCAAAGAGAUUCAGACGCCCUAAAGCCAGACUGAUAUCGAAGGGGAAGAAGCCCUCCCUAGAACUUGGAGAUGAUGAAGAGGAGCUUUACAGCAGCGACUCUUCUAGCGACUUCAUCGUCCCCGAUGAUGAUGGCGAGACUGGCUGGGUCAGCGAUACGAUGGAUGUGGAUGACGGCUCUGCACAACAUGAUCAUCUCGAACUGGAUGCUGCCGAUUCUGCCGAGUCCAGUGACGGGAACUAUGAUUGUUAUGAUCUCACGCAGAUCCCUGACUCGAGUGAUGAAGAGGAUCAUCAACUUCCGGGAGACUUGCAGAACGAUGCCAAUAAUGAGGUACUAUUCAGAACGCCAGGGAAGACAUUGCCUAUCCCAGAAGCCAGUUCCGCGGCUACGUCGCAAGACGCAGAAAAGAUCGACAACGAUUUUCCCUUCAGCAAGCCGCAGGAGAUAGCAACUAUGGGUACCAAAUAUUGGCGACGUCUGGGGGACAACCGUCGCCUUGUGAUCACGAUAUUAUGCGGAAUGGAUGACAAGCUACUUGGUCGCCUUUUCGAUUAUCUUCACAAUAUGAGAGACCCUGACGAUCUCUGGCGCAAGUUUUGCAGAAGAGCAAUUGAGCGGCCCUCAGUGUCGUUGGAGACGGUGCCAGGGACCCCAAAUGCCCUCCUGGAAGAGCUUGCCUUCAACUUCAAUAGGCUUCUUCUCGCCUUCAGUGAUUGCGCCUGCCCUUCCUCUGGAGAAUGGCGCCCGGUGAGCAAUUAUCUUAUCGAUCGAUUAAAGGACAAUCGCCAAAGAAUCGCGAACUUCCGCGAUUUCAUUGACAGCAUUGUCGAGUUCUUCCCCAAGUCACAACCUACAGAUUUUUUGACUCCCCGGAAGUCCAGCGCGAAGCCGAGUGAACAAAGCAGCUCCCCUGAAUGUGACAGCAGUUCGGAAGUUGAUGGUUCGUCACCGUCUAAGCAGCGGCGACGACGACAGGUGCGACCAGAUAAAGCCGCGAUGAAGCUGCGAAAAGAUGAUCUACUCCGCGUCAAAGAACAAGAGGAGAGACGAAAUGCUCUUCGUGAGAGACUUGCUCGCUCGGACUAUACCACUAUAUCGCGCGAUGCUUCCCGGUUGAUUAUCAAUGAAAGCAAGCUGGAUGACCAGGGAGAGAUUUUUGUGAAUCGCGCCAUCGCAGAGCGCAUCAAGGAUCAUCAGAUUAAUGGGGUGCGAUUCAUGUGGAACCAAAUCAUUGGCUCAGACAGCGGCCAGGGCUGCUUGCUUGCUCAUACCAUGGGCUUGGGGAAGACAAUGCAAGUCAUCACCCUGCUGGUUGCUAUUGCUGAAGCGGCGAUAUCCGAUGAUUCACGGAUCAGGGAUCAGAUUCCCUGUAAACUCCGAGAUUCCAAAACACUUGUGCUUUGCCCAGCGGGCCUCGUCAACAAUUGGCAUGACGAGCUCCUCCUAUGGACGCCACAGGGCUUACUUGGACCGUUCCGUUCAAUGGACGCUCAAGUCCCGCAAGGCGUGAGAGCCGCCCUCGUUGAGGACUGGGCCUAUGGUGGUGGCGGUGUGCUCAUCAUUGGGUACGACCUGUUCAGGAAUCUCAUGCAAAUCGAAAAAAUCGCAUCUCUCCUGAAUGGAUCACCCAACAUUGUCGUCGCUGAUGAGGCUCACGCCUUCAAGAACCCGAAAUCCGGGCUUGCCCAAGUCAUAGGGAAUUUCGAGACAAAGAUCCGCAUCGCACUGACAGGCUCUCCUCUGGCUAACUCUGUCGAAGAGUACCAUUCGAUGAUCGACUGGUUGGCACCGAAUUACUUGGGUCAACAUGACGAGUUUGCAAGCGUAUAUGCCAACCCCAUAAAGGAGGGCCUCUACGCCGAUAGCGACCGCUGGCAGAGGCGCAAAGCACUUCAGAUGCUCAAAGUACUGAAAGACACUGUCGCGCCGAAGGUUCAUCGGGUCACAAUGGCAGCGCUCAAAUCUGAACUGCCCGUCAAGCAGGAGUUUAUCCUGUUCCUGUCCAUAACUGACUUCCAGAGAAAGGCAUACACGGCCUUCCUGGACCUUGUUGCCCCUUCUGGAGACGGAUUAGCGAAUGGGGAAAUUUCACAGGUGGGACUGUUCAACCUGGUUUUCAACCUCACCUUGCUUUUAGCACACCCGAUGGUGUUUCAAGCGAAGUUGAAGAACUCGAAGAAGACUCUUCAGGCUGCAAAGCUACCCACAAACCAACAGCUCGCGAAAGACGGGAAGGAGAAGGAGCCGCAUCUGACUCUGGACAUGGUUGGCAAGCUAUUACAAGUGCUACACGCUCGCGACAUUGAUGAUAUUAAACACUCUGCAAAGGUUAUGACCCUCUUGAAGAUCCUGGACGAGGCCAAACGUGUCGGGGACAAAACGUUGGUGUUCACACAGAGCAGAGAUACUCUGGACUAUCUGCAGGAGAUGUUCAGAAGGCAGAGACGAAACUUCUCCAGGCUCGAUGGGGACACGCAUGUUCAUCUGCGACAGAACCUGAUCAAGAACUUCAACGCGGGAGAUGACGAUGUAUACCUGAUCUCGACCACUUCAGGUGGGAUAGGUCUCAAUAUCACUGGAGCCAACCGAGUCGUGAUCUUCGACUUCAAAUGGAAUCCUACCCAAGAGCAGCAGGCUAUCGGUCGAGCCUUCCGUAUAGGCCAGACAAAACCCGUGUUUGUCUACUGGUUGAUCGUCGGAGGAACACAUGAAGCCGUGCUCCACAACCAGCAGGUGUUCAAGACGCAACUGGCGGCUCGAGUCGUAGAUAAGAAAAACCCUGCUGCUUGGAGUCAGACCGUGCGUGACUACACUGCUGAGCCAAAGAUGGUUGACAUGGACGAGGAGUCGCUGGUCAAUGCACGGGGCAAAGAUCGUGUUCUGGACUUCAUCCUGGAGCAAGAUCCCCAGCACAAUCUUCGGAAGAUUAUCUCCACCGAUACCUUUGAAGAGGAAGAUCCAGAAGACAAUCUCACCCCGGAAGAACUACAAGGUGCCACAGAGAUGAUCCGGCUUAAUCAACUCCGCAUCAUGGACCCCAAGGCCUUUGAGUUGCAACGUCGGAAAGGGGUUCGGGACCUUGAUCUGCAACGAUAUCAGGAACAGCAGCUGCUGUUCCAGCAGUCGAUGAGCAAUGUGUCCCCGCCAACUCAAUUACCUCUCUCUGGGGUGGCUGGGCCCUCUAGUACUAACACCCCGCAUGCACACUCUCUCAUGCGCCAGCCUAAUGGGCAAGCAUCGAUGAGCAGUCCUGGGAUGGGUCAGCACCCAGUCCAGAUCCAAAACAUGGCCGCUCGCCACCACAACCAGCUGGUCUCUACGAUUCAGACUCAGUCAACGGGACAGGCACAUGAUGGGGGUCUUGGUGGGACGCACCCCCAGAUCAGCACUCCUCUGCCUCUCACAGCAAACGGCCAGCCUGUUAACAUCAGGAACGCCCAAACUUCGCCAAAACUACCCUCGUCAGUCUUACCGGAGCAACAUGAAGUGCAAGCGACUGAGACUAGUUCGUCGCGUGUAACUGGCCCACUCCCUGGACUGGUUGGAUCAGCCGACAACUUCCGGAAGCAACUGAGAAUUCAGAUCCAUACUCUUCUACCAGAGCUCGCCGAACUCAACAUCAACGUGGAGACCCUCGAACACGACAUUGUAGCAGCUUUGAGUACUGCUAUCGGCAAAGACAUCCCCGCGAUGUCAAGAUGGGCCCUGCUUACCACUCAAAUUACACAGAGCCGUAGAUUUGCGAAAGCGAUUCUCUUUAGGUACUUCGUACCAGACUAUUUCGCCAUGUUGUCAGAUUCGACCAUCAAGGAGCGGAUCCAGGCGCUGGAGGCUCUCCCACUGCAAGAAUUCGAAGAAACUAUCCGCUCGCAUAGGAAAAAGCCCAAGCUUGACGACUCAUCAAUGAUCUCAACAAAAGACUCGGCUGACGAUAUUUCUUCACAACAGCAAAUCCAGGACAGGGGUCCUCAAACCAACAACCAAGCGCGAGGCGAGAAACAGUGCAAGUCGGAAAAGGAGUCCCCCAUGUCACAAGCAGGCGGGAAACGGAAACAAAAGUCGCCCGCCGCAUGGAAGCGGAAAUCAAUACUUCCUCCUCCUGGACGGCUAGACAGUGGAGGCAGCGCGCAAGAGGCUCGUAAGCAGGGCGAUGCGGCUGACGUCCCUAUCGUCAUUGAUGAUUGA
Messenger RNA from Thyridium curvatum, 5376 nucleotides. RefSeq lists its product as uncharacterized. Gene Ontology annotation, molecular function: ATP hydrolysis activity; ATP binding; ATP-dependent chromatin remodeler activity. Gene Ontology annotation, cellular component: nucleus. Bases 1 to 5376 code for a protein of 1791 amino acids. NCBI's taxonomy places the organism in Eukaryota, Fungi, Ascomycota, Sordariomycetes, Thyridiales, Thyridiaceae. The transcript has 2 exons. The record is from RefSeq and is a predicted model, not a curated record.